This is a messenger RNA of Knipowitschia caucasica, 1629 nucleotides long. The record is from the annotation of a GenBank genome assembly. Lineage: Eukaryota; Metazoa; Chordata; Actinopteri; Gobiiformes; Gobiidae.
AUGUUUGUUGAUUUUGCCUCGCGUCACAUCAGCGGGAGGCUGUGUGUCGCUGCUUUGCUUCUGGAUCUCUGUGUUAAAGGAGAAGAAAUCACACAGACCAACGCAGAGUUCGUCUUCGUGUCUCCGCAAACGGCCAACGAAGUCCUGUCUCGACCUCGCCGCUACAACAGCGGCCAUCUUGAAGAGGUUCUACAGAAGGACAGUCUGGAGCGCGAGUGCCUAGAGGAGCAGUGCAACAUGGAGGAGGCCCGGGAGUGGUUCGAAGAUGAACAGAAAACUUUGGAGUUCUGGGCUAGAUACGUUGAUGGAGACCAGUGCGAGCCGCCUCCCUGCCAAAACGCAGGAAAGUGUCAGGACGGAGUCAGCUCGUACACGUGCUGGUGCAAACCCUCCUUCAGCGGCAAAAACUGUGAGAUCGUGUUGGCUCAGCAGUGUUCGUUGGACAAUGGCGGCUGUUCUCAUUUCUGUGACAUGAAGCAGUGGCAGGUCGAGUGUCACUGUGCUCCUGGAUACAAGCUGGGCCCCGACCAGAAGACCUGCACCCCCACAGAGCCGUUUAGCUGUGGUCUGGUCAAAACCGGCACCACAACUAAAUCCAUCCUGACCCCACGGACGUCAAACUCCACGCAGAGAAACAGCUCAAUACAAUACGACAAUUAUGACCUGAAUUUAACCAUGUUUUAUGAGUACUACGACGACAGCGGCGUGAGGGACGUCCCGUCAGAUUAUCAGGGAGAUCAGGGGCAAGUUUUGGAAGAGAACGAGGGAAGCAGCUCAGAUAAUCUCACACUGUGGUCCACUCCGAAUCGGACUGAUCCCAACGCCCAGCACAACGCUGACCAGAGGAUUGUGGGAGGGGACGAGGCCACGCCCGGUCAGAUACCAUGGCAGGUGGCGCUGAUGGAGCAGAGGGCGGGGAUUCUGAGGCCGAUGCCGUUCUGUGGAGCUUCUCUGCUCAGUGAGGUCUGGGUGGUCACCGCUGCUCACUGCCUCAUCAAGAGAGCCGGGAAAACCAUCCGAGACGACUUCUUUGUGCGACUCGGUGAGCAUGACGUUCUCCAAGACGAGGGCCAAGAGCGGGACUACAGUGUCUCAGAGAAACUCAUCUACCCAAACUACAAUUACACAAAGUCCCCUUACGACCACGACAUCGCCCUCUUGAGGCUGUCUGACCCGGUGCUGCUGUCCGAAACAAGACGCCCCAUAUGCCUGGGACCCAGAACCUUCUCCGAGACCAUCCUGCGGACAGUCCCAGCCUCUCUGGUGUCUGGCUGGGGAAGACUGAGGUUCCAAGGCCCUGAGUCCCCCAGGCUCCAGAAACUAGAGGUGCCGUAUGUCGACCGGACGGUGUGUAAGGCGAGCAGCAGAGAAUCCAUCACCCGCCUCAUGUUCUGUGCAGGUUACGCCCAGGAGCAGAAGGACUCGUGUCAGGGCGACAGUGGAGGACCUCACGCCACUAACUACAAAGGCACCUGGUUCCUGACUGGGAUCGUGAGCUGGGGCGAGGAGUGCGCUCGGGACGGGAAGUACGGCGUCUACACCAGAAUCUCGCAGUAUUACAAAUGGAUCGCCUACAAAACUGGGAUGAAAGGAAAAAGGACUGAAAGAAGCCGGAAAGUGAAGUCCUGA